Molecule: messenger RNA, 749 nt
Organism: Lactuca saligna
Lineage: Eukaryota; Viridiplantae; Streptophyta; Magnoliopsida; Asterales; Asteraceae
Source: the annotation of a GenBank genome assembly
AUGAAGAUGGGUCCAACGUCAUCUCAAGUUAUGUCGAGGUUGAACCUGCAACCAAACCCAGAAGGUGGUUUUUACGCAGAAACAUUCAGAGACUUUUCCGUUAACCUUUCCACUUCUCAACUUCCCCCUCGAUACAAGGUCGGUCGUCCGAUUAGUACAAUCAUAUACUUCCUGCUUCUAACCGGGAGUGUAUCUCACCUCCACCGUCUUCCAAGUGCAGAAACAUGGCACUUCUACAUGGGUGAACCUCUAACGAUAUUGGAAAUGUAUGAAAAAAAUGGAAGUGUCAAGUUAACGACCAUCGGACAAGAUAUUGGGGAAGACCAACGACUGCAGUAUACGGUGCCACCGGAUGUGUGGUUUGGUGCGUUCCCUACAAGAGACUACAACGUAUCGACGAUGGAUUAUUCAGUCGUGAAAAAUGCAGCGAGGGAUGCAGAGAAGCAUUUUUCGCUGGUGGGAACCACGGUUGCGCCUGCUUUCGAGGUCGACGACUUUGUGCUGGCUAAUCGUUCUCAACUCGUUUCUUCUUUUCCUGCUUAUCAAUCGCUUCUUUCUAUGAUCACACCUUCUGGUUAGAAGGCACCACGUCCAUGUAUUUUAGGGUAUUUGAUUCGGAUCAUGUGUAAAAUACAUGUUGUGAGAAGGUAUAGAUGUAUUGGAUUUGUUUUAAAUACUUCCGUAAUAAGAUGUUAUUUAUGGUUUUCCACGCAUGUUUGGUGACUUGUCUAAAAUAAUGUCGUUUUGGU